This is a messenger RNA of Microplitis demolitor, 2365 nucleotides long. RefSeq lists its product as uncharacterized. The transcript has 2 exons. The record is from RefSeq and is a predicted model, not a curated record. Lineage: Eukaryota; Metazoa; Arthropoda; Insecta; Hymenoptera; Braconidae. The coding region runs from base 422 to 2236 and encodes 604 amino acids.
CACGGUUAGGACCGUCACAUUAUCAGUCUAACGAGUGAGACGAAAGGCAUCACGAGGAGUCUAGGCAAUUUAAUAUUUAUUAUCACAAUUAUUAUUUAAUCUUCAUAAAUAAAUAUAUACAAAAAUAAUAAUCCUCAGUCUAGUCGUGAACUAGAGAUUUGAAAAAAUUUUUAUUUGGUUUUUUAAAUUUUUAUCAUUAAAUAAUAAUUUGAUAAAAUUUUAAAUUUGUAUAAGAAAAAAUAAAUAAAUUAUUUGAAUGUUUUGUGGUGGUUAUUUUAUUUGGUGACGAUAUUAAGUGAAAAAAAUAUAUAUAUAUCUAAAUAAACAAGAGGGCAGGUCAUUGCUCAUAUCACAGCGUGCUUAAGGAUGUCCUGGUAGCGCAAGAGAAUCGCAUCACUCCCUGGCGAGUCGCGAGAAAGAGAUGGCGUGGAGAUUAUCCUACGAGCACAGCACUAGAACAAGCACGAUACUUCUCGUCCUGCUGAUACUGUUCGAUGCAAUAUUCGUAUGGGAGCAGGUACAUGCAGCUCCGGCAAAACGCAACGACGUUGUAGCGGGGACGGAAUUCUUAAGUGUAUUUAUAAACGGUGCAAUGGCACCAACACCACGGCGUCGAGGUUUCAGACGUAAUCAACAGACGGUACAGGACAAUGCAGUAGCUGAAUCCCGUCAGAGUGAGGCAUCCAUUUACCGGAUAUCACGCGCGCCCUCGAGUCCAAGGCCAACGACAUCGCGACCGAGUCACCGGGAAAUCGGCACGAAACUUUAUCCAGUUAGUCACAAGUCUUUGGAUGAUAAUCGAGAUCAUACCCAUGCAUCUGAUGAAUUGGGAACUGAAGAUGUUGUGCGAUUGAAACCUCUUAUUUCGGUGACACAUCAACCGACUAUUUUACGUGUCAUUAAUGGAACAAAAUCAAAAAAUGUCAGUAGAAAAGUUAUUGGGGUUAGCGUGACAUCUACAGUUGAGGCAACGCCUUACAAAGUUAGAGUUGAGCAUUACGAUAAUGAUCAGCUGACGAUGAUAACCAGACCGCCAAUUAGCGGCUCAUCUUUGUCGCCAGUCAGUAGUAAUUUGGCAGCAACUGGUACCGCUAAAUCGGUAUCCAUGAUUACGACUGCUGAAUCUUCAACAAUUUCGACGCCCACAAAAACGUCAACAGUUAAAACGACUUCGACCCUAAUUCCAGCAAAAUUAGUUACUGAAGAACUCAGCAAUAUUGUGUCGGAAUCGAAUCGCAGCGAGUUUUCGGUAGACGAAGGCCUUCCGCGAACCAGUUGGCGAGCAAGAUCAUCUGUAACACCGGAAUCAACUAUCGCUCACUCAGUGCCAUUUUCAACGUCAUCAAGUUUCCCGAAGUCUCAAGAACACAAAGACUCGCUGGAAAUGGCAACGAGUUCAGAGCCUGUUGAACAGAGUUACGAAUUACCUGAAGAAAAUGAGGAAAUUCAUGAGGUUCAAAAUGUCGGUCAUUUACAGGGCCGUAAAGCUGGCAGACAUUAUGACAGUUCUCUGUUCAACCAACCACCAAAAGUUUAUCCACAACCGUCGAAAAUUUAUGGAAAACCUUCACGUAUGUAUGGAGAGCCUUCAAAAAUUUACAGCGAACCAGCUAAAAUUUACAGUGAGCCUGAAAAAGUUUACAGUGAACCAUCAAAAAUUUAUUCGGAGCCUUCGAAAAUCUAUAGCGAGCCUUCGAAAAUUUACAGCGAACCUUCAAAAGUAUACAGUGAACCUUCGAAAGUUUAUGGGGAACCUGAAAAAGUGUAUGGAGAACCAUCAAAAGUUUAUUCAAAACCUGCGAGAGUUUACAGUGAACCAGCUAAAGUCUACGGUGAACCUGCCAAGGUCUACAGCGAACCAAGUAAAAUUUAUGGACUAGACGGUCAGCCAAUUAACCAUGAGCCCGAGGAGGAAAACUAUGAAGUUGAUGAAGCUGUAAGUGUUGGCAGCAAUGGAAACGUCCAUGGUCCUCAAGGAGUUACAGAAGCGCCGAAUUCAUCAUCGGCAGUUGAUGCCGGAACAGACGAUGGCCACAACAAAGUUGGUUACGUUGUUGAGGGCAGAAAUUAUCGCAAGUAUCGCGUUGAAGAACGGACUCCUGAUGGAUUCAUUGUCGGUGAAUAUGGUGUCGUUAGUCAUGAUGAUGGUUCAUUACGGGGUGUUCGUUACACUGCUGAUGGAACCAUAAAUCCGCGGCUAAUAUACGAUGCAUUGAUGAAAUUUCUUGCUCUUUAAUAAAAACACACGUUUAUAAUAAUAAUAACGUUUUAUAGCAUAAUAUGAUGAAGGGAAGUUUAAAUGCCGUUUACAUAUAGGCAAUAACGAACACGACUGAUUAUUAUUUUCUUCGCUCUUGCCAACUCA